Messenger RNA from Microcebus murinus (gray mouse lemur), 1884 nucleotides. Lineage: Eukaryota; Metazoa; Chordata; Mammalia; Primates; Cheirogaleidae. The record is from RefSeq and is a predicted model, not a curated record.
AUUCUAAGAUGAAAGCAUUGGCAGAUUCAGUGUCUGAUAAGGGCCCGUUCCUGGUUUAAGGUGCCUGCUUACUGUGUCUUCACAUGGUGGAAGGAGUGAUUGAGCUCCCCUGUGCCUCUUUUAAUGUCGUACCCAGGCUAUCCUCCUACAGGCUACCCACCUUUCCCUGGAUAUCCUCCUGCAGGUCAGGAAUCAUCUUGUCCCCCUCCAGGUCAGUGUCCUUAUCCUAGUGGCUUUCCUCCAGUGGGAGGAGGUGCUUACCCACAAGCGCCCAGUAGUGGCUACCCAGGAGCUGGAGGCUUCCCUGCACCUGGAGGUUCUCCAUCCCCUGGAGGCUGUCCUGGUGCCCCACAGCCAGGGGGAGCUGCAUCCUAUCCCGGAGUUCCUCCCGGCCAAGGAUUUGGAGUCCCACCAGGGGGAGCAGGCUUUUCUGGCUACCCACAGCCGCCUUUGCAGUCUUAUGGUGGUGGGCCAGCACAGGUCCCGCUACCUGGUGGCUUUCCUGGAGGACAGUAUCCUGGAGGACAAGCUCCUUUCCCUGGUCAGAUCAAUACAGAGUCCUUUCCUUCCUAUCCUGUUUUCUCUCCUGUUUCUUUGGAUUAUAGCAGUGAACCUGCUGUGAUGAGUCAGGGCACUCAAGGAACAAUCAGAGCAGCUGCCAACUUCGAUGCUAUGCGAGAUGCAGAAAUUCUCCGUAAAGCAAUGAAGGGUUUUGGGACAGACGAGCAAGCAAUUGAGGAUGUUGUGGCCAACCGUUCCAAUGAUCAGAGGCAAAAAAUUAAAGCAGCUUUUAAGACCAUGUAUGGCAAGGAUUUAAUCAAAGAUCUCAAAUCAGAGUUAAGUGGAAAUAUGGAAGAACUAAUCCUUGCCCUGUUCAUGCCUUCUCCAUAUUAUGAUGCCUGGAGUUUACGGAACGCAAUGCAGGGAGCAGGAACUCAGGAACAUGUAUUGAUUGAGAUUUUGUGCACAAGAACAAAUCAGGACAUCCGAGAAAUCGUCAGGUGUUAUCAAUCAGAAUUUGGACGAGACCUUGAAAAGGACAUUAGGUCAGAUACAUCAGGGCAUUUUGAACGUCUACUUGUAUCCAUGUGCCAGGGAAAUCGUGAUGAGAACCAGAGUGUAAACCACCAAAUGGCUCAGGAAGAUGCUCAGCGUCUCUAUCAAGCUGGUGAGGGAAGACUCGGGACAGACGAAUCUUGCUUUAACAGGAUCCUUGCCACGAGAAGCUUUCCUCAGCUGAAAGCUACCAUGGAGGCUUACUCUAGGAUGGCUAAUCGAGAUUUGUUAAGCAGUGUGGGCCGUGAGUUUUCCGGAUAUGUUGAAAGUGGUUUGAAGACCAUCUUGCAGUGUGCCCUGAACCGCCCUGCCUUCUUUGCUGAGAGGCUCUACUGUUCUAUGAAAGGUGCUGGCACAGAUGACUCCACCCUGGUCAGGACUGCGGUAUCUCGAAGUGAGAUUGAUCUUGUGCAGAAAAAACAGAUGUUUACUCAGAUGUAUCAGAAGACCCUGGGCACAAUGAUUGCAAGUGACACGAGUGGAGAUUAUCGAAGGCUGCUUCUGGCCAUUGUGGGCCACUAGGAAGGAUUUUCUUUUUGUACAUGAAUGAAGCUAUUCAUAGUUUAUCCUUCAAAGCAGUGACUGACCUGCAUGCAGCAAUAUCAACCAUCACCUAACCAAAAGAGGUUUUUACUAAGGACUGUGUCAGGGUAAUGUGCUUGGUCAGCACAUGUUAUUGCCUUAAUUCUAAUUUUUUCUUGAUAUACAAUCAAUGUGAAGCCAUAUCACUAUGAUGUAGUAAUAUCACAAUGUUUGUUAAGCUUCAUUCUCACUAAUCUUAUUCUAAUCAGGAUGACAAAUCGAAUAAAAACUUAAAACAAUCUAUAA